Messenger RNA from Radiomyces spectabilis, 1075 nucleotides. RefSeq names its product arginase. The record is from RefSeq and is a predicted model, not a curated record. Lineage: Eukaryota; Fungi; Mucoromycota; Mucoromycetes; Mucorales; Radiomycetaceae. Bases 59 to 994 code for a protein of 311 amino acids. The transcript has 3 exons. Gene Ontology annotation, molecular function: arginase activity; manganese ion binding. Gene Ontology annotation, cellular component: nucleus; cytoplasm; cytosol.
UUCUUUUCCAACCUUUUUUUUUAUUUCAUUUUCAUUUUUCUACCACGUUUUACCCAAAAUGACACAAGAUAACAAGUUUUUACCUGACAAAAAGGUCUCCAUCAUUGGUGUGCCUUUCAACGGGGGUCAACCCCAUACCGGUGUAGAAGAAGGUCCGCUACGUCUGGUUGAAUUUGGUCUGGCCAAUCAGUUGGAAGAAAUGGGUUGGCAAGUCGACUAUGAAGCCAAUGAACAUAUCAGCGAUAUGCGUCCCGAGGAUGACCCUGUCGUCAUGAAACUCAAGCAGCCAAAGUAUGUCUCUUCGGUCACUCAAACGGUCGCCAAGCAAAUCCAUGAUCGAGCGAAAGAGAAGAAGUUUGUCUUGACUCUGGGCGGCGAUCACUCGGUCGCAUUAGCAACCGUAUCGGGUGUAUUCUCUCAAUACCCUGACGCUUGUUUGAUUUGGGUCGAUGCUCAUGCGGAUGUCAAUACCCCUGGCACUACAGAUUCAGGUAACAUCCACGGUUGUCCCUUAAGCUUCCUGCUGGGAAUCGCAGGAGAUCACCCAAACUUUAACUGGGUCAAACCCGUACUGAAGGCCAAUCGCCUGGUAUACAUUGGUCUGCGAGAUAUCGAUGACGCGGAGAAAAAGAUCAUUCAUGAGUUGGGCAUCACCGCUUACACCAUGCAUCAUGUGGAUAAAUGGGGUAUUGGCCAAGUCGUUGAUAUGGCUUUGGAUCGUGUGAAUCCUAAUCGCGAUCUACCUAUUCACCUGUCAUUUGACGUCGAUGCUUUGGAUCCCUCCGUAGCCCCCAGUACCGGUACGCCUGUCCGCGGAGGCCUGACAUUCCGUGAAGGGCACUAUAUUUGUGAAGCUUUAGCCGAAACGGGACUGCUUGUGGCGGCCGAUAUCAUGGAAGUGAACCCUGCAUUGGAGAACGAUAACGCUGUAUUUCAAACCAUCCAAGUCGGAUGUUCCUUGGCACGCUGUUGCCUUGGCGAGUCACUUUUGUAGAUUAUAAAAUAUUGGCGACCAUAUAAAAAGGAUAUAAAGUGGGUCAUCAGAUGCAAUAAAAUAUCGCUUCUUUGUUGAUGA